Molecule: messenger RNA, 916 nt
Organism: Ziziphus jujuba (common jujube)
Lineage: Eukaryota; Viridiplantae; Streptophyta; Magnoliopsida; Rosales; Rhamnaceae
Product: photosynthetic NDH subunit of subcomplex B 3, chloroplastic
Exons: 6
Coding region: 115-636 (173 amino acids)
Biological process (GO): P450-containing electron transport chain
Cellular component (GO): mitochondrion
Molecular function (GO): 2 iron, 2 sulfur cluster binding
Source: RefSeq, a predicted model, not a curated record
UCUAGAAGACUAGAACACACAUUUUUCCGCUAGCAACAACAACAACAUUAAUAAUAAAAUAGAAAAUAGAGAGAAGGGAAAGCGCGACGGAGAGAAACAGAUAUCCAAAUAAAAAUGGCGUGCCAGCAAUUAGCCACCGCCAUGCCCCUCCGACAACCGGAAAUCUACUGCAGAGCCGGAAAUUGCCGAACGCCAACCAACUUUACCCGUUGCAAGAAGCGAAUCUCAGUAUCAUUAUCCGCCACUUCGCAGGAAUCGCUUCCUACUCAGCCCAAAAACCCCGAAAUCGAGCUCGAAUUCAUAGCGCCAAAGCAGGGAAACGACGGGUCGUACGAGGUGGAAAAGGCAAAAGCUAUAAGCGGAGAGAAACUGCUGAGGAACAUCAUGUUGGAUAACAAGAUUGAGCUUUACGCCACCUAUGGGAAAAUUAUGAACUGUGGAGGGGGUGGAAGCUGUGGAACUUGUAUCGUGGAGAUUAUUGAUGGAAAGGAUCUUUUGAAUGAAAGAACGAACACUGAACUCCGAUAUCUAAAGAAGAAACCAGAAUCUUGGAGGCUUGCUUGUCAGACUAUUGUUGGAAAUAAAGAAAAUUCUGGCAAGGUUGUGGUGCAGAGGAUGCCCCAGUGGAAAAAGUAAUUGAGCGCCCUGCCAGAAACAUUAAUGAACAUACUUUCUAAGAAAACAGGAACUCAAGUAUAUAUCAUCAUGCACUACCAACAGUCAUCACUUUACAUGGUAAAUAGCUUGGCAUUUAAAUGGAGUAAUGUGUUUUCCCAAUGUGUUACUGAUCAAUGAUUUGUCUUUCAUCGCUAGAACUAGGUUUGUACUUUUUAAAUUAUGAUAUGUAUAAAUAUUACACUACAAUUUAUUACAUUUCAUUAAUACAGAAAUUGGUGAUUGAUCUUGAUAUUUUAAA